GCAGACCUAUUCCAUUAAACGUCAUUGAAUACCUUUUUUAAAAUGGUACUAUUUCGUCGUAAAAAAGAACAUCCGGAUGAUAGGCGACUUCUGGAAAGCAUGGACGCAGUUAACGCUGGUUCAAAAAAUCUGGAAAACGCCGCAUUCAUGCAUGUCCGCGAGAACAUUGAGGAACUAGGUAAAGUCGCCGACGAUACGGACCUACUUUUUCUUAAAGGGUUGCUCGACAGCCCUGUCGUUACAUCUCUAAUAAAGGUUCAAGAUCGCCUUGAAGAUUCUCCCGGUGCAUCUGCGACCCCUGUUUGUCUGAUUUGUGACAUCGCGGACGAGAUUGUUCAUGGACUUAGCUCAUCAUCUGAUCAAAACGCGGAGGAAUUGACGAAGCUUCUCAAAAAACCACAUCUUAAAGCAUUACUCGAAACACACGACGCUGUUGCUGAGCGUCACGACGCCUCCUCUACACCUGAUCAAUCGUUUCUUACGAUGCCAGCCGACGAAAGGACGGAUGCUGUAAGGGUCGUCGGACUCAGGAGGAACCCGGAUGAGCCAUUGGGAUUGACAGUACAGGUGGACGACGUCGGCAAUCUAAUAAUAGCAAGGAUCUUGGGCGGUGGCACCGCAGCUCGUCAGGGACUUUUACGAAUCGGAGAAAUUGUCCUAGAAGUCAACGGAAAGGACGUCCAUACUCCUGACGAGUUACAACAAGCUAUACACGAGGCUAAGGAUAAUCUUACUCUAAAAUUGGGCCCGGGACUUGCCAACGAUGGAUCCAGACCCCUCAAAUCAACUUGCUACAUGAGGGCGCUUUUUGACUACGAUCCUUCUGAGGAUACUCUAGUACCUUGCCGGGAGAUCGGUCUGCCUUUCCAGAAGGGUGAUAUCCUUCAGAUAGUCGAUCAGGCUGAUCCGAACUGGUGGCAGGCACGCCGUGUGGAGGGCGAUGGUCUCGGCGCUCCUGGUUUGAUACCAUCUCUAGAAUUAGAAGAACGCAGGAAGGCCUUUGUGCCACCUGAGGCUGAUUUUGUCCAUAAAAUAAGCAUAUGCGGUACUAGGAUAUCGAAGAAAAAAAGGCGUAAAAUGUACCAGUCUAAAUCAAACGGAGAAUUUGAUGCCGCUGAGCUUUUACUUUACGAGGAAGUCGCCAGAAUGCCACCGUUCAGACGCAAGACUCUCGCUCUUGUUGGGCCACGGGGUGUCGGCAGAAGGACUUUGAAAAACCGACUAAUAAACAGUGACCCAGACAAAUUCGGGACCAUUGUACCAUAUACUUCACGUCCCCCAAGGGUCUUGGAAGAAGAUGGUCGCAGCUAUUGGUUUACAGAGCGAGAGUCAAUGGAGACCGAUAUCCUGGAACAUCGUUAUCUCGAGCAUGGAGAGCAUGGUGGGCAUUUGUACGGAACACGGCUCGAGUCUGUUCGCGAAUUGAUAAGAGCAGGAAAGAUGUGUGUGUUGGAUUGCAGCCCCGCUGCCCUUAAGAUACUCCACAAUAGUACAGAGUUUAUGCCGUAUGUUAUAUUCAUUGCGGCACCUGGGAUGGAACAGCUCAAGUCGCUCUAUGAUCUCGGAAGAUCCACGGGAGCCAGCAACAGAAAUUUAUCGUUUGACCGUCAGAGUUCCAUCAGGUUUAGCUCAAGGCGAGCUCGUACCUUGGAGUCCCUUGCAUCCCUAUACGAGGAGGAUGACCUGAGAUCGACUCUGGAGGAAUCAGCAGCACUGCAAAGAGCGUAUGAAAAGUACAUAGAUCUGGUAAUAGUUAACGAAGAUUUCGACCAGACUUUUAGACAAGUUGUAGCUGCUAUGGAAGCUCUUGCAACUGAACAUCAGUGGGUUCCGGUAAACUGGAUAUACUGAUGACAAUUUAGCAGUACCUGGAAAGAUAUUACUAUUUUAGUCUUUGUUGAGUCAUGCAACAAGGCCACCUAAUUCACAUAAGUAUCAUAUUUUACAAUGUAGUUUAAUAUAUGUCCGUGUGCAGUAUAAUAGUGAUAACGAUUCAAACAAUAACAUUAAUCAGAUAGUCACACUUAUGUAUUACACAAACUAUACGUUAUGUGUUUAUUAAUAUUUAAGCAUUUAGAUUGCCGUCCAAUAUUUUUAAGAUCCGUACUCACUAAGCUUAUACCUACUAAAAUAUCUAUAUUCAUUGGAAACACGUACUUUACACACACGAAUCUACCUAUCAAUUAAGUUAUAGUAUUGUCUAAAGGUACAAUAAUUACAAACGAAUAAAUAUAAAUUAGGGGAAAUUCGCUAACAAUGCAGAUAUCAAUCCACGGAAAUAAGGAUUAUAAUUAUACAUGCAUCGUGUCGAUAUAAUAUAUGAUAGAGAUUUAUUUUAAAUUUA
Athalia rosae (coleseed sawfly) is the source of this 2344-nucleotide messenger RNA. RefSeq names its product MAGUK p55 subfamily member 2 (gene vari). The coding region runs from base 43 to 1851 and encodes 602 amino acids. Lineage: Eukaryota; Metazoa; Arthropoda; Insecta; Hymenoptera; Athaliidae. The transcript is spliced from 8 exons. Gene Ontology annotation, cellular component: plasma membrane; cell-cell junction. The record is from RefSeq and is a predicted model, not a curated record. Gene Ontology annotation, molecular function: protein binding.